UGCUCCAACAAACAUUUCAUUCGUUUUCCCAACACCGAAUCGUACGGUUCAUAGGAGGAACGGAACGGAGUGGACGAUACGGAAAUCAACGGGGACGCGACGCGAACUGUAUUAUGUUCGUGAUCGGUUGUUUAAAAAAUAAAGAAAUAAAUUAAAUAACCCUUGAGAAAAUCGCAAAAGAUCGUUCGGAAUUUUGUGCGUGUGUCCACUGCAAAAUAAGUGCCCCACAUCGGAAGAUUUUAAUAAAUUCAAUUUAAAAUCAUAUUCAUUGUCUGACGCGCGCGCGUGAUGCACAAAUGAAAAAGUAAAUCAAAAAUUAUAAAAUAAAAUCAAAAGUCCAAAAUAAAGGUGAUCAACAGCACAAGAAAUACAAGAAAAGUUCCUUACCUCCUACCCAUCAGAAGAAGAAAGCAGAGAGGAAAUAAGCCAUAAGAUAACCACUAACGGGGCUUCCAAACAGUAAAAGCUCCUUGUUUUGUAGAGAUCACUGAUAUCAGCGCCUAUCGAAAAUCAAUAUAAAAAUGAUUUCACACAGUCCGCCCAUAUUCAGUCACAGUCCACCCGUUAGUUUUCUGGCGGACUUCAUGAGCGGACAUCAGCGUCAAUCAUUGAACUAUAAUGACGAGCCCAACAGACCGCUACCACCGCGCUACUACCGACCCCAAGUGAUAACUCUGGCCUCCAAAGCCAUGGUCAACAACGCCUCGGCGGCGGUCCAGGGACAGGGCCAGGGCCCCAGCCAGCAGAAGGCCGGUGCCACGCCUCUGGGUGUCGGAAGUCGAUCGGGCCGAAGCUAUCUGGAGCGCAUGGCCUCGGCUCCAUUGCUCACUAGCCAGCCCAAGUCCUGUCUUAGCCGCAAAUCCUGCCUGCACAAAUCCAAGACCAGUCCCAAAAACAGUCCCACAGAGCUCGCCCCGACGGAAGGCGACGUCACGGACAGUGUCGGCCAGAGCUGUAUGUGCAGCAAGGACAGCGACUGCAGCGGACCCACCCACUGCGAACAGAGCCGUGGCCCCAAGAAGCAUGUGAUCUUUGCCGAUGAUGAAGGUCUUUCGUUGACCGAAGUACGUGUGAUGUCCGAGCCCUCGAAUGUGCCGCCCUACUGGAGCAUGAAGUUCUUGGAGCAGAUUACACAGGGCCUGGUCAGUCCUCAUCCGCCAGAUCAGUGGACGGUGGACUUCAAGCAGCCGGCCUCAGACUAUCUAUCAUUCAGACAAAAGAUAGAGCGUGAUUAUGUCUCGCUGGAGAAUGUGAUCGUCAAAGAUGAAGAGUCGAUCGUGGUGGGCACCAUCAAGGUGAAGAACAUCGAUUUCCAAAAGGAGAUCAUCGUCCGGGUGACCUGGGACGACUGGAAGAGCCAGCAGGACAUCUUCUGUACGUUCGCUAGGGCCUAUGGACCGGCCACCUGUGCCCAUGUCGUCUUCGAUACAUUCUCCUUCAAGAUCACGCUGCCGCCGUCGUCGAAGCGCUUGGAAUUCUGCAUCUGCUACCGCACCAACGAUACGGAAUAUUGGGAUAAUAAUGAUGGUAAAAACUACACCAUCAGCAAGCGAUCGCCCUUUUACUACAACGCCUUGUCGCCCUAUGAUAAGGGUCAGAAUCGCAACUCUAGCCAGCAAAUGAGGUCCACCCUGACCGAUGCCAUGGCCAAGGUUCAGGACCAGAACAGCUGGAACCAGGAGCCCCAUACCCCCUAUUGGUAACUCCGGCCCGGGAACAAGGAAUGGAAAUCCCCCACCCGCGCUGAGAACAUUUUCUCAUUUUUGGCCACAUGAACAGAUUAGAAAAAGAAAUUGGAACAGAGUUAAAGAUUUUUAAAAUAUUUAAGAAAGUGAGAGAGAGAGAGUCGAAAAGAUUUAAAACCUAAAGAUACUUUUGACUUUAUUCUAAGCCUGGUACAAAGAUCCCAAUUAUAAAGUGCCAUCGACUUGAGGUUAAUUCAACUAUAAAUGAGAACUAGGGCCCUUAACUACUUUCACUAAGCAAUCGCCCUAAUUUUUGUGUUUUUUUUUUUGUCGAUUAGUCAGAUCAGUGGAAUUUGAAAAUCAUAUCAUCUAUUGUGUAUCCUUUUAAAAUGUUGUAUGUUCGAUUGUAGAGAUUUUUGAAGAGAGAAAGAUUUUUAUAAAUGUUUACCUGUAUGCCUGUGUGAUUGUCUACAUCUGUAUAACUGAUAUUAGAUUUAUUUUAACAAACAAAAAAAAAACGUAUGAAAACCUAUAAAAACGAGAUGAAUUUUGAGGCGUGAAGUAUCCUAGCAAACCAUUGUUUCGAAAUUUUCUGCAACUGCAAAAUAAAGCAAACAAAAAAGAAAAACAAACAAACAAACAAACACACACAACAUUAUAAACAAAAAGAAAAGAGAAACAAACAAAUUUUAGAUCUAAGUUUAUUUGUUUUAUUAUUUUUUUCAUCUUUUGUUCUUUUCAUUUCAUUAUACAAUUUUUUCCUUUGGUUAUUUGAAACUCUAAGACUGAAAUGGCUUGUUAUGGAGAAUAAAACACGUCCUGCAAUAUAUUAUAUAAUAAAAUAAAAACAAAACAAAAAACAUAAAAAUUCUUAUCAUCACAUUGCAGACAAUAAACCUUAUUUGUCCUCAUUGUUCUGUGUGAUCCAGAUCCCCGACUAUAUUCUAUAUACACCUAACUAGUUUUAAGAAAAUUGUACAUACAGAUGCAAGAGCAAACAAUAUAUACCAGAAAAUUGCCUGUUAAAUACAUUUAUAUACCUAUGUGUUUAGUUUUAUGAAGAUAUAGAUUUAGUCCCUAGAGGUUAUUUAGUUGGUAAGAUGCGCCAAACUGACGUAACGUGAAUGAAUCCCUAUAUGUGUGCACAUAUGUAGAGCGUACUCUAUGAUUAUUUAGUUUUUAGUCAACCUAUGACACAACGAGCCACUAUAUAUUGUCAUAUUCAGCUCCUUGAUCAUAAAACAAAAUAAAUAUUUUUGAAAACAAA
Drosophila ananassae is the source of this 2952-nucleotide messenger RNA. RefSeq names its product protein phosphatase 1 regulatory subunit 3B (gene Gbs-70E). The record is from RefSeq and is a predicted model, not a curated record. The coding region runs from base 522 to 1703 and encodes 393 amino acids. The transcript is spliced from 6 exons. Gene Ontology annotation, molecular function: glycogen binding; protein phosphatase 1 binding. Gene Ontology annotation, cellular component: protein phosphatase type 1 complex. Gene Ontology annotation, biological process: regulation of glycogen biosynthetic process. Lineage: Eukaryota; Metazoa; Arthropoda; Insecta; Diptera; Drosophilidae.